Molecule: messenger RNA, 1318 nt
Organism: Pneumocystis carinii B80
Lineage: Eukaryota; Fungi; Ascomycota; Pneumocystomycetes; Pneumocystales; Pneumocystaceae
Exons: 6
Coding region: 47-1273 (408 amino acids)
Biological process (GO): protein transport; protein modification process; endosome to lysosome transport
Cellular component (GO): ESCRT I complex
Molecular function (GO): ubiquitin binding
Source: RefSeq, a predicted model, not a curated record
UGGGUUUAUAUAUUUAACUGUGAUUUCCUAUCAUUCUUCUUAUUAAAUGACGACACUUAAAGCUUUGGAUUGGGUGAAAAAAGCAGUUUUUGACAUUUAUACAUUUCCUGAACGAACUUAUGAAGAUAUAAAGGAUAUUAUUGAUUCUUAUUUGUCAGUAGAUGUUUGGAUUGAAGAAAGACAAUCUAUAAAACAAAGAGAAGAAUGUAUUCUUUCUAUAAAGGUUAUUUUACCGGUUGUUUCAUUUGAACAAACAUAUAAUAUUCCUGUUGUUUUAUGGGUCCCAUUGUUAUAUCCACGAGAGGCACCUAUUGUUUGGGUUAUAGUAGAAGAAGGAUUCGUUAUUAAACAAAGCAGUUAUGUUCAUUCAGAUGGUCGUUGUUACCAUCCAUGUAUAGAGUUUUGGGAUGAGUAUUCAUGUGAAUCUACAUUAGCCCGACUUUUUGUUUCAUUGAAAAAGGCAUUUUCAAAAGAUCUUCCAAUUGUUUUUUUAGAGUCUGGUCGUGUUUCUAAAUCAUCUUGUUCUACCUCUUCAAAAGACUUGUCGAAUGAUUAUGAUUUAUCAAAAUUAUUUAGAUCUCAAAUUUCUCUGGAACAAUCUUCACCUCCUCCUUUACCUGAUAAACCUUCAAAUUUUUUAAUUAAAACACCUUUUUCAUUUCAAAAGGACAAUUUAAUUGAACUUUCUCAAAAAAAAUCUGCUAAUAUACUUGAUUCUACUUAUAUUGAUACAGAAGUUCCUGCUAUGUCUUCUUCAAACAUUAGUCUAGUAAAAAGGCCAUUGAAUCCUAUUACUGAACAACUUAUUAAACAAAUUGCUUUAAUUUUACAUGAAAAUGCUCAGGAAUCUCAAAAAACAAUGGCUCAAUUGUUUUUUCAAGUAAAAAAUGAUAGGGAAAAAAUAUUGCGUUCUCAAGCUCAAAUUGAACGUGAGAAAACUGAAAUCAUUCAUAUAAAAGAACAAUGUCAAAAAAAUAUUGAUAUUUUAAAAGAAAAAAUUCUUGCUUCUAAAUCUCUAAUCCAAAAAUGCAAAAAUAUACAGCUACCUUCAAUUGAUGAUAUCGUUAUUUCUGAAAAUACUCUUUCUCAACAAUUUUAUGAUUUAAUUACUGAUGAAAAAUCAAUUGAAGAUACUAUUCAUAUUCUUUCAAAAUUCCUUGAAAAUGAAAGAAUUGAUCUUGAUACUUUUCUUAAACAUACUCGAAAUCUUGCUCGUGAACAAUUUAUUAAAAAGGCUUUGAUCAAAAAAAUUAAUGAAUUAUUAGAUUCUUAAUCAUUUUCUUUAUUUUCUUGAUCUUAUUUUUUCUUUUGGCUUUAU